UUAAGUUCCCUCUCUCUCAAUAAAGAAAAAAGAAAGUAGAGAGAAAGGUUGUGACUUAUUGCGAGAUUUAGAAAGAAAGAGAAAAUGAGUGGCGGAGGCGAAGAAGGAGAAGAGACAACACUUGAGUUCACUCCCACGUGGGUAGUCGCCGCCGUGUGUACUAUAAUCGUCGCCAUUUCACUCGCUGCUGAGCGUCUUCUUCACUAUGGCGGAAAGUAUCUCAAACGCAAAGAUCAAAAACCACUUUACGAAGCUCUCCAGAAAAUCAAAGAAGAGUUGAUGCUUCUCGGUUUCAUUUCUCUUCUUCUCACGGUUUCCCAAAACGGACUCACCAAAAUAUGUGUUCCUCCCGGUGUAUUGCGUCACAUGCUUCCUUGUACUCUCAAGGAGAAGGAUCAGGCAGAGUCGGAAAAACCGAAAUCACAUUCUGCUUUCUCUUUUCCCGGAAUCGCAAGGCGUCUUCUCGCCGAUCGUCUCCUAGCAGAAGCAGAAGCAGCGGAAGAGGCUAAUCCGAAAUCCCCUUUCUGCUCCAGCAAGCACAAGGUUCCUUUAUUAUCUCUUGAAGCUUUGCAUCAUCUACACAUCUUCAUUUUUGUUCUCGCCGUCGUUCAUGUUACUUUUUCCGUUCUCACCGUUGUUUUCGGAGGCGCCAGAAUUCGACAGUGGAAGCACUGGGAAGAUUCUAUUCGAAAGGAGAACUAUGAUACUAGUAAAGUUCUCAAACCAAAGUUUACUCAGGUUCAAAAUCAUGAAUUUAUCAAAGGUCGCUUUUCCGGUUUUGGUAAAGACUCUGCUUUAAUUGGUUGGGUGCAAUCCUUUUUCAAGCAGUUUUAUGGUUCUGUGACAAAAUCAGACUAUGUGACAUUAAGGCUCGGGUUCAUUACGACUCACUGCAAGACAAACCCAAAGUUUGAUUUUCACAAGUAUAUGAUCCGUGCCCUUGAAGAUGAUUUCAAGAUAGUUGUUGGCAUAAGUUGGUAUCUUUGGCUCUUUGUGGUCAUCUUCUUGUUGUUAAAUAUCAAUGGUUGGCAUACAUAUUUUUGGAUUGCUUUCAUUCCAGUUAUUCUUUUACUUUCUGUGGGAACAAAGCUAGAACAUGUAAUAACCCAACUAGCUCAUGAAGUAGCUGAAAAACAUGCAGCCAUAGAAGGUGACUUGGUUGUAAAACCGUCCGAUGGUCACUUUUGGUUUCAUCGCCCCCACAUCGUUCUCUUCUUGAUUCACUUUAUCCUUUUCCAGAAUGCUUUUGAGAUAGCAUUUUUUUUCUGGAUAUGGGUUACAUAUGGAUUUGACUCAUGUAUAAUGGGACAAGUUCGUUACAUUGUUCCAAGGCUUGUGAUUGGGGUAUUUAUUCAGGUACUGUGUAGCUACAGCACCUUACCACUCUAUGCAGUUGUUACACAGAUGGGAAGCCACUAUAAGAGGGCAAUAUUUAAUGAGCAUGUGCAAGUGGGCCUUGUUGGUUGGGCAGAGAAGGUAAAAAAGAAGAAAGCACAAAAAGCUGAUAGUAACCAAGGAAGUUCUCAUGAUCAUGAGGGCAGUAAUAGUGCAGGAAUUCAGCUCGGGUCAGUUUUCCAGAAGAGGGCAUCAGCUCCUGAUCACGAGGGUAGUAAUAGUGCAGGAAUUCAACUUGGGUCAGUUUUCCAGAAGAAGGCAUCAGCUCCUGAGGACAAUGCGUCGGCGUCGAUCCCCAAAGCUGAGGGGUCCAACUGAUUAUUAGUGUCUAGGUUAAGGUUAUGUGAUUAGAUGUUUGGUAGGGCUUGCCUUAUUUGUAAUUAUUUAACAAAUUGCAGCUUUUCUUUUUCUUAUUUAAUUUGCCAGCUUGGUGAAGCACUGUAUUUGUAGGGCAUGCUGGGCUUGGUAUAGGGGUGUGGUGAUAGAUGUAUAGGCUUGAUGCUAGCAAUGCUGUGUUAAUUUAUAAGUUCCUAAGAUUUCCUACCAUGCCCACUGACUAGCUACUACAUACAUCAUCUGGUUUUUGCUUCCUGCAUGGCCUUAUUAUAAAAAUACUUCCACAGUCAGUGACUCAUACUCAGUUCUUAAAUUGGAGAAGCGUUUUCAAGUU
Vicia villosa (hairy vetch) is the source of this 2065-nucleotide messenger RNA. RefSeq names its product MLO-like protein 1. The transcript is spliced from 13 exons. The record is from RefSeq and is a predicted model, not a curated record. Lineage: Eukaryota; Viridiplantae; Streptophyta; Magnoliopsida; Fabales; Fabaceae. Bases 85 to 1713 code for a protein of 542 amino acids. Gene Ontology annotation, biological process: defense response. Gene Ontology annotation, cellular component: membrane.